AUGGAUGAACAAGCAAAUAAUGAAGCAGAAAUAAUUAACAACAACGAACAACUUGAUAAUGUUUCUAAUGCCAAUGCAAGUGUGCCAACUACUCCUACAGUAGUACCUAUAUUAACUCCCGGAGGAACAAAAGAAUGGUUUCCUAUGUGCCGCAAUGAGUUAAAACCUGCAAUAGGAAUUAAAUUUAAUAGUGUUGACGAGGGUGUUGAAUUUUAUAAAUCAUAUGCACUUGCUGCUGGUUUUAACACUAGGAAGUCUACCAGUAAAAGGCAUACAGAGAAAAAAUUGGCAUUCCAAUAUGUCUUAUGCAACAAACAGGGUUUCAAGGAGAAGAAAAAGCCUAUUGUUGAGAGUAUUCUAAAUGAUAAAAAAGGACAAAGCAAGGAAGGCAAGAUUUCAAUAACAAGAAAAAGAUUAGUCACUCGUGUUGGGUGCAAAGCUCUUAUGGUUCUAAAACAUUGUGAAGAUGAAAAGUAUAUAGUAACACAGUUCCACGAAGGACAUACUCAUCCCCUCUACACACCAAGUUGUAAUCUAUUUCAAAAAGAAGGAAGAAAGAUGAACAUUUUGCACAAAAAAAUGAUUGCUGAUAACUCUAAGGUGAAUAUUGGCCCUGUAAAAACUUUUCGAAUGAUGAAGGAAAUACUUGGAGGUUAUGAUAAUGUUGGAGCUUCCAAGUACAACAUGGUAUUUACUCCAUUUCCAGGGGUUGAUCAUCACAAGAGUUGUAUCACUUUUGCGGCUGGUUUCAUAGCAAAGGAAGAUAUUGAAUCAUUUGAGUGGCUUUUCAAAACAUUUCUUAAGGCAAUGGGCAAUAAUGAACCUAAUUGUCUGAUCACAGAUCAAGAUCCAGCUAUGAAAAUUGUUGUUAGUAGAGUGUUUCAAAAAUCUGAACGUCGGUUCUGUAUGUGGCAUAUAAUGAAAAAGUUGCCAGAUAAAGUAGGGCGAGCGAUCACAAAGGAGGAAACAGGAUUCCUGAAAAAAAUAUGUGCCUGUGUUUGGCAUCUUGAAAUUGAGUCGGCUGAGUUUGAAGAAAGGUGGAAUAAGGUGAUGGUUGAGUUUGAAUUGGAAGGUAAUGAGUGGUUGUGUUAUAUGUACGAGAUAAGGGAUAAGUGGAUUCUGGCAUAUUUCAGAGAUGUGUUCCUGGGAGGAAUAAUGUGUACCACGUCAAGAUCAGAAAGUGAAAAUAACUUUUUUUGCUCCUUUAUCAAUCCUCACGUGUCACUUGUUGAGUUUUACGUGAGAUAUGAAGCUGCAAUUGAUGCCCAAAGACACGCUCAAGGUCAAAACGACAAUGAUUCAAAGCACAAAUACCCAGAGUGCAAGACACCACUAGGGAUAGAAAAGUAUGCCUCAACCAUAUACACUAUUUCUGUUUUUUAUGAUUUCGAAUAUGAGGUAGAAAUGGCUUGUUUUGCUUGUGGGUGUGAAGAGUUUAAGAGAGAAAAUGGAUUAGAAAUUGCAAAAUUAAGUGAAGGGGGUCGGAGUAGAACAUUUGAUGUUAUGUUUAAUCCGACUAACCAAGAGACAACAUGUUCUUGCAAGUUGUUUUAUAGGCAAGGCAUUCCAUGCAGGCACAUGGUUUGGGUUUGUAAAGCAAAACGGUUUGAAAUUAUUCCUAAGCAAUAUAUUCUAAACAGAUGGACUACUAUGGCAACGAAAAGACCAAUAUUUGACCUAGGAGGAAAUCUGUUGGAACAAUGUGCCAAUAUAAUCGACAAGAAAAAGUUGUUGAAUGAGUUGUGGUCAGAGAUACAUAAUUGUGUUAGUUUGGCAGAGGGUGACGAUGAAGAUAUUAAAGACCUUGUGAUUAAUCUUCGAGGAUUGAGGUUGGAUUUGGAAGCUAAAAUAAAUGCAAGAAGUAAUGGUGAAAGGAAUGCUACUAACAAAGAAAAAGACAUAGAACUAUUAAUUGGAGCUAGUGUUCCAAGUGAAAUAUCUAUCAAACCUCCAAAAAUUUCGAAGAACAAAGGUACAGGAGUUCAUUUGUCAAAUGUUGAAACGAGAUCUGUAGAGACUUCAAAUGUUGAAACAAGAUCUAUAGAGACUUCAAAUGUUGAAACAAGAUCUGGAAGUGGGAAAAGACUAAAGGGGGACAAAGAAAAGGCGAAAUGA
This is a messenger RNA of Chenopodium quinoa (quinoa), 2115 nucleotides long. Its product is annotated as protein FAR-RED ELONGATED HYPOCOTYL 3-like. NCBI's taxonomy places the organism in Eukaryota, Viridiplantae, Streptophyta, Magnoliopsida, Caryophyllales, Amaranthaceae. The record is from RefSeq and is a predicted model, not a curated record. Gene Ontology annotation, molecular function: zinc ion binding. The transcript is spliced from 5 exons. The coding region runs from base 1 to 2115 and encodes 704 amino acids. Gene Ontology annotation, biological process: regulation of DNA-templated transcription.